This is a messenger RNA of Erythranthe guttata (spotted monkey flower), 1619 nucleotides long. The record is from RefSeq and is a predicted model, not a curated record. NCBI's taxonomy places the organism in Eukaryota, Viridiplantae, Streptophyta, Magnoliopsida, Lamiales, Phrymaceae.
AUUUUUCUUCUGCUCCCCAUUUAGAUAUUACAUUCAGUAAUUAUGCUAGAAAUGGUUACUGAAAAAUGUGCUUGCAUGCGUAAUAUUAUGUUUUUAUGCUAUCUCUCAUCAUUUACUGAAGAGAGACUUUGUAGGUCUCACUAUCGUUUUCCUCUAUUCUGCUUUCGUAGAUUAGGAAAAUAUCAAGGCAUGUCAACCAGCACUGCUAGAGUUGACUCAUCAGUGACUGAAUGCAACAAAGACAUGAUGAACUUACCCGAUUCAGCGAGUCCAAGGGGCAGAUCAAAUGAGGAAACGUGUCGUUCAGGGGCUGAAGAGCAAGCGCACUCGUGUGACCGGGUGGGAACAUCGAGUGAAAUGAAGAAGGAUAAAUUGAAUAAUACAAGAUAUUUUAUUAUCAAGAGCUUGAAUCAUGAAAAUAUCCAAUUGUCAGUAAAGAAGGAAAUUUGGGCAACUCAAGUAAUGAAUGAGCCGAUUCUUGAAGAAGCCUUUCAAAAUUCAGGAAAGGUAAUUCUUAUAUUUAGCGUCAACAUGAGUGGGUUCUUCCAAGGAUAUGCUCAAAUGAUGUCUUCCGUUGGUUGGAGAAGGGAUACCAUUUGGAGUCAAGCGAGUGGGAAAAGUAAUCCUUGGGGCCGCAGUUUUAAAGUCAAAUGGCUGCGCUUAAACGACUUGGCUUUUCAGAAAACUCUUCAUCUAAAAAAUCCUUGGAACGAUUUCAAGCCUGUCAAAAUCAGCAGGGACUGUCAGGAGUUGCCUGGGGAUAUUGGUCGAGCGCUUUGUGAGCUUCUUGACGAGGGGGGUGGUAUAGACCUUAACUUGAAAAGGGAUGAAAUCGCUCGAGGUGAUUUUUCUGCAAGCAGACCUUAUCUCGAGCCUUUCCAUUCUAUACAAGAUGAGGAUUAUAAUGUGCUCCCAAUGCGUAUGGCGCCUGGGCUUUAUCCUUCUUUACUUUAUCAACAUCAAGCUGAAGCACGUGGGUUUCAGUUGCCUCAUCAGAAACCUGGUGGAAUACUUAAUGAUUUCUCAAAUGUUUCCGGGACACGAAAAGUGAACCAGUCAAGGCAUUGCGGAAUCAAUGGAAGCUCAGCUAAUAGGACUAGUAAUUCUUCUAGAAUUACUACUCGGGACUUGUCAGCAGAGAAGAGUCCAUUCAUUGGCACUUUCUCCGAAGAUGAUAUCCUGGAAAUGACAUAUGAAGAAUACCUGGAAGCUCAUACUCGAGGCUGCAGAAGAUUACACCACUCUGCUGCUGGACGAUCCACGAGCUUGCAGAAGUCAUCUUCUAGUAAAGAACGUUCUGACGACUCGCAGUCGGCCAGCAGUUCGAAGAAAAGAAGUUACACCAAGUCGCUCGAAUGAACUCUUCUUAGCCCAAAUAUAAAAUUAGUUCGGUGAUUGUCUCGUUUAUGAGAAGCGGGCCAUGCUUUGAACUUGUUAACUAUUGUUACUAUUUUGAGCACUGAAACUUAGAGUUGAUGUACAAUUGUUGUAUUAUUGAUAGUACUUGAUGAUAUCAUCCACCAUUAGUUUCUUCAUUGUAGGUGUCAAAUAUGAAACUUGUACAUAAGAACAUGUAUAUUUUCCCUUCUCUGCUAUAACUAGUUUUUUAUUCACCAAAA